This is a messenger RNA of Aspergillus sclerotioniger CBS 115572, 4086 nucleotides long. RefSeq names its product mRNA-binding translational repressor SSD1 (gene ssdA). The record is from RefSeq and is a predicted model, not a curated record. Bases 1 to 4086 code for a protein of 1361 amino acids. The transcript has 3 exons. Lineage: Eukaryota; Fungi; Ascomycota; Eurotiomycetes; Eurotiales; Aspergillaceae. Gene Ontology annotation, biological process: mRNA catabolic process. Gene Ontology annotation, molecular function: 3'-5'-RNA exonuclease activity; RNA binding. Gene Ontology annotation, cellular component: P-body; exosome (RNase complex).
AUGGAUCAACAGGGACAGUCCGGGGUCCCCGGCCCCGCGGGGCGCAAGCUCCAUAUUGCCCACAGAAGAAGCCCGUCGGAAUUAACUCCCCUUAUGAUGGAACAGCUGGCAAUCCAGCAACAGAUCGAGCUUCUUCAGCAGCAGCAACAGCAAAUCGCAGCAACACAUCAGCAGUACGUUAACAUGGGAUUGUUACAACCACAGCAGCUAGGUCAGGUUUCGGCAUUCUCGCCCUCUAUCCAGGGCGGUGCUUCCAUGGGGGGCGUUUCCCCUCAGUUGAAUGCGUUUCAAUUUCCACAGCUCGCCCAACAGCAGCUCGGUGUGCCUAUGAACACCUCGACUCAACACUCGCACCGUCGCAAUCAGUCCGCCCUCCCAGGCCUCGGUAUGGGUCCCCCUCCGGCCCCGUCCUCGGGUGCUUCAGGUUAUUCCGACUAUGGCCAGCAGCAACAGGGUCACCAGCCAAAGAAUGAUAAUGGAGGUCAUGGGCGUGGACGCGGGGGUCCCCCUGGCGGUGGCCACCAGCGACGUCACUCGCUUGCACUUCCCGAAGCCAAAAAGGCCGCGGAACUCGCUCAGCAGAAGAGGACCGCCUCCGGCUUCCAGUUUCCCGCACCCAGUACCCCUGGUGGUGACUCUGACAAUACUCCUGGCUCUGACGACAAAACAACCCCCAUCUCGAUGCAGGCUCCCCAAGGGUUGGGCCUUCACCGAGCAGGUAACAUCAGGGCUGGCGGUCAUGGUCGGAGUCAAUCAAUGGCUGUGGGCGGAAACCGCGGCUCUCUGUCUGGUCGUGGUGCUGGCGGCUUCCAGUUUCCUCAGGCUAGCGACGGCGAGAAUCAACGUCGUGGCAGCCAGACGGGUCAUGCGCGGUCUUCCUCCAGAAACUUUGAUGGCAAUUGGCGCCAACCCAACAAUCAGACUCAGAACCAGGACCAGCCGAAGAGUUUUGGUCAGCAGAGCGGUGGUUUCCAGCCUGGCCACCGUACUCGUGCUUCGAUGAACCAGUCCAUUGGCUCCAUUGGAUCUUUCCAGUACCCAGGACAGCCCCAGCUCAUUCAACUACCCCAAGGUCAGGUCGUCGUGGCCCCGCCACAGAUGUUUGGCGGUAACCAGCAGCUCAAUCCUCUACAGCUUGCACAGCUUCAAGCCCUGCAGCAGAAUGGGCAGCUGAACGGCCAGGGACUCGGUCUUCAGGCUAGCCAACAUGCCCCGCCGCAGUUGUCUGCCCAGCAGCAGCAACAGCAGCAGCAGCAGCGCAAGACCCUUUUCACUCCUUACUUGCCUCAGGCAAACUUGCCUGCGCUGCUGAGCAAUGGUCAGUUGGUUGCCGGUAUCCUUCGUGUGAACAAAAAGAACCGAUCCGACGCAUACGUAACGACUCCAGACUUGGACGCAGAUAUUUUUAUUUGCGGUAGCAAAGAUCGUAACCGUGCCCUUGAGGGUGAUUACGUUGCUGUUGAACUUCUGGAUGUAGACGAAGUGUGGUCGCAGAAGAAAGAGAAGGAGGAGAAGAAGAAGCGCAAGGAUAUCACGGAAGCUCGUGCCGGCAGCAGCGCCGGGACUGACAAGCUGUCUCGUUCGGACUCCGGCCCCAACGGGGACCGCCAGGAGGUUGGACCUGAUGGUAGCAUCCGUCGCCGUGGCAGUCUCCGUCAGCGACCAACCCAGAAGAAGAACGAUGAUGUCGAAGUUGAAGGUCAAAGCCUUCUCUUGGUUGAAGAAGAUGAAAUCAGCGAUGAGCAAAAGCCACUAUAUGCGGGCCACAUUGUGGCUGUUAUCGAGCGCAUUGCGGGGCAAAUGUUCUCGGGAACCCUUGGUCUCCUCCGUCCCAGUAGCCAGGCGACGAAGGAGAAGCAGGAGGCCGAGAGGCUGGCCAGAGAUGGUGGCCACGGCCGUCAGCAACAGGACCGCCAGCAGGAGAAGCCUAAGAUUGUCUGGUUCAAGCCUACUGACAAGCGUGUUCCUUUGAUUGCGAUCCCAACCGAACAAGCUCCUCGAGAUUUCGUUGAGAAGCACCAAGAUUACGCCAACCGCAUCUUUGUUGCCUGCAUCAAGCGGUGGCCCAUUACUUCCCUUCACCCCUUCGGUACCCUUGUCGAGCAACUUGGAGAGAUGGGCGACUUGAAGGUGGAAACUGAGGCUCUUCUCAGGGAUAACAACUUCGGCUCCGAUGAGUUCUCUGAUGCCGUGCUCAAGAGCAUUGGCUGGGAGGACUGGUCCGUUUCCAAUGAAAACGAGGCGCUUUUGGCCUCUCGUCAGGACUUCCGUCAGGAGACCACUUUCACCGUCACCCCUAGUGGCACCAAGGAACUCGACAAUGCAUUCCAUAUCAAACCUCUCGCCGACGGAAAAGUGGAGAUUGGUAUCCACGUUACCGACAUUGCCCACUUUGUCAAGGGUAACUCGUUGGUUGACCGCGAGGCUAAGAAGCGGGGCACUGCUGUUUAUCUCGUGGAUCGCCUGGUGAACAUGCUCCCCACACGUGUCUCCACUGAGCUUUGCGCCCUGCUGCCCGGGGAAGACCGUUUCACGGUCAGUGUUGUGUUCAAGGCCAACCCCGAAACAGGCGCCAUUGACGACGAUGUCUGGAUCGGCAAGGCUAUGAUCAAGAGCUCUGCUAGGCUCAGCUACGAAGAGGUUGAUGCCGCAAUCCAGGGAACUUCGACCCUCGCUGCUCCUGGAAUCACUGCCGACACCGUCAGGGCGUUGUAUGCUGUUACCUCGAAGUUCAAGGAAGCCAGGCUCGGCAACCGGGUCUCCAACAUCCCCCCUCUUCGCCUGCUGUAUCAACUGGAUGACGAGAAUGUGCCCGUUGAGUACAAUAUCUUCAACUCGUCUCCGGUCCGGGAACUUGUGGAGGAACUGAGCUACAAGGCCAACUUCCUGGUGGCUCGUACGCUGGUCACUGCCCUGCCUGAGAAAGCCUUCCUGCGUCGCCAGAUGUCGCCAAACGCUCGCCGCCUUCACCUCUUCGUUGAACGUAUGAACAAGCUUGGCUAUGGUCUGGAUCUGACCAGUAGUGGAACCUUGCAGAGCAGUCUCUGCCAAGUUCAGGAUGACGAUUUGCGGAAGGGCAUGGAAACGGUUCUUCACAAAGCCAUGCAACGUGCCAAGUACUAUCUCGCUGGCAGUGUACAGGAUGAUCAGCGUCAGCACUACACCCUGAACUUGCCUGUUUACACUCAUUUCACGAACCCCUCUCGGCGAUAUGCAGAUAUUGUCGUCCAUCGCCAGCUGGAAGCUGUUCUGUCGAAUGGUGCGGUUGAGUUCUCGGAUGACUUGGAGUCGUUGACCAAGACCGCCGAUCUCUGUAACAACAAGAAGGAUUCUGCCCACAAUGCCCAGGAGCAGAGUGUUCACAUCGAAGCUUGCAGGAACAUGGACAAGGAGCGACAGGAACUCGGUGGUGAUCUCAUCAGCGAGGGCAUUGUCAUCUGUGUUUAUGAGUCCGCCUUUGACGUUUUGAUCCCAGAAUACGGCUUCGAGAAACGUGUCCACUGCGAUCAGUUGCCCUUGAAGAAGGCUGAAUACCGCAAGGACUCGCGUGUGUUGGAGCUUUACUGGGAGAAGGGUGUGCCAUCCUCCGCUUAUAUCCCUGAGGAUGAACGGCCCAAGCCUGGGAACUCCCGUGCAGCUCAAGCUGCUGCGGCUGCACGCGAAGCAGAAGCUGCCAGAGAACGUGCCCGGGAGCGCGAAGAAGCCAUGCGGAGACAGACAGAAACCAGCACCAUGUCCGCUGACGAUGCCAAUGCUCUGUUUGAUGACGAUGAUGACGAUGUUUCCGAAGUUACUGAGAUGGCUGCGGGCGUAUCAUUGAACUCGUCUGCUGAUCGCUCAACCCAGAGCAUGCCACCUUCACCCACUCGCAACGGCCAUCUUCAGCAGGCUCCUCACCGGACGCGGUCUGACCCGAAGAUCGCAACGCUCAGCGGGGAUGCUCCCGAAGCCAAAUUGACAAACAAGGAGAAGUACCUCCGGUUGUUCAAGCUCCGGGAAGAGGAUGGAGAAUACAUCCAGGACGUCACCGAAAUGACCCGUGUCCCUAUUAUCUUGAAGACUGACUUGAGCAAGAGCCCUCCGUAA